AUGCCUACUCCCAUCGUCUUCGCUUCGGCCCCAGCGGCAACCCUCUUCCAGUUUCCUCCGUACCCAGCGCCGGAAUCGAUCCCACCACCACACUUCGGCCUCCCUUUCACGAUCCCCGACAGCUGGUUCGUGGCGGCAUUGGACCCCAAGGUCCCCAUCACUAUUGCAACCGUCUACGCCGUAUCGGCCAAGGCCCUCAAUGCCUACAACAGGUCCACGGGCAAGAAGCCAUGGGCCAUCAGCAAGACCCGCGCCUUCAAGAUCUUUGUCGUCCUGCACAACGUCUUCCUCGCCGUAUAUUCUGCUUGGACCUGGUACGGCAUGUUCAACGCGCUCCGCAAGUCCAUCGCCAGCCCGGCGGGACCCAAUGGGUGGGCUGGCACCGUCGACAGCUUCUGCAAGUUCCACGGGCCUGCAGGUCUGGGAAAUGGGCAAACCUACAACGAAGUAUCAGGGACAUGGGAGUCGCCUUCAGGAGCAGGAAUGUUGACCGCAGAGGGCACCCCUAGCCGAGUCCAGGGGGGAAGACUCUGGAACGAGGGUCUCGCUUUCUAUGGCUGGCUGUUCUACCUCAGCAAGUUCUACGAGGUUCUCGAUACUCUCAUCAUCCUUGCCAAGGGCAAGUUCAGCUCAACCCUCCAGACCUACCAUCACGCCGGUGCUAUGAUGGCCAUGUGGGCUGGCAUGCGCUACAUGUCAGCGCCCAUCUGGAUCUUUGUCUUCUUCAACUCGGCUAUCCACGCGCUCAUGUACACUUACUACACUGUGACUGCCUUCAACGUCCGCGUACCGAACGCAAUCAAGCGUUCCCUCACCUCGCUCCAAAUCUCGCAAUUCAUCAUUGGUGGUUCCAGCGCCAUGGUGCACUCCUUCAUCUCCUACCUGAUCCCAGUCCAGAGCAAGGUUUCCACUGCCGAUGCUGCAGCAGCUGCGUCGAGCAUCGCCUCUGCUGCCCACAGCUCUGCCACUGCUACCGGCUUCCUCGAUGGCCUCAAACACACUUUCUUUGGCGCCGCUGAAGCUGCUGGCGCUGGUGUUGUGGUGUCUGCAUCCGGCGCCGACCCUGCGCAGCCAGAUGUCAGCUACGUGACCCGGUAUCAGAAAAUUGACUGCGUCACUACCUCUGGUGAAACCUUCGCCAUCUGGUUGAACGUUUUCUACCUUGCCCCGCUUACGUAUCUCUUCGCCUCGUUCUUCGUCACGAGCUAUAUGCGACGGAGCAAGGCUGAGGUCGUGCGUGCGAAGUCUGGUUCCAAGAGACGACAGAGCGAACUUGCCCUGGCUGAGAAGGCCAGCUGGGAUGCAGCCAAGGGAGUUGAGCGUGAGGUGUAUGGUGCGAGCAAUGGCGAUGUCAUCAUUGAGGAUAGUGAUGAGUCGAACGGCAGCGAGAAGGCUCAGCCGUUAAAGACGAUGACCAACGGGGUCAAGCCUAAGGCCAAGGCGAAUGGCAAGGCCAAUGGGAAGAAACACUGA
Messenger RNA from Anthostomella pinea, 1473 nucleotides. Lineage: Eukaryota; Fungi; Ascomycota; Sordariomycetes; Xylariales; Xylariaceae. The record is from the annotation of a GenBank genome assembly.